This is a messenger RNA of Clarias gariepinus (North African catfish), 3821 nucleotides long. RefSeq names its product prostaglandin I2 receptor (gene ptgir). Gene Ontology annotation, biological process: inflammatory response; adenylate cyclase-activating G protein-coupled receptor signaling pathway; positive regulation of cytosolic calcium ion concentration. Gene Ontology annotation, cellular component: plasma membrane. The transcript has 3 exons. NCBI's taxonomy places the organism in Eukaryota, Metazoa, Chordata, Actinopteri, Siluriformes, Clariidae. The record is from RefSeq and is a predicted model, not a curated record. Gene Ontology annotation, molecular function: thromboxane receptor activity; prostacyclin receptor activity. The coding region runs from base 480 to 1595 and encodes 371 amino acids.
CACGUCUAUACUGUACGACUUGAACACACUGCCAGUCGUUACUGCGAGACCCAGGAAGCAGCAGCAGCAGCAGCAGGAGGCUUCGCCGGUGUUCAAACUUGAAUUUCCGACUACAGUUCAGCGUCAUUCGCGUCAUUCUCCUGCGUAAAAGAAGCAGCGUUAAUCUGUUUCCGUGAGAGUUUUUGACGCGAGAGUUAUGGAGCUGCUCUUACAGAUGUUGGACAAAACGUAACUGAAGAGGAACUCGAGAGCGACUCCGCGCCGCGCCGGGUUUUGUCAUCUCGCUCCUCGUGUCGACGGGGCUUUUCCCCCUAAACGUUUUCACCGGAUAAAGGGUCAGUCGAAGGACGAUUUCUAUGGGCGAAACAUCUUUAAUACAAAUCUGUUACCGAUUCGGCUGACGUUCAGAGUUUGAGUCACUGAAACAGCAAUGGAAACUCCGCUGACAGUGUUUCUAGGCUCAGGGUAAGAGCGACUCAAUGAUGAUCACAAACAAUACAUGUGAAAAUGUCACGCACAUCCAAGUGCAAAAGACCCCCGGGAACCUGGUGGUCAGCGCCCUCAUGUUUCUUGCUGGUGUUGUGGGCAAUCUGAUUGCUCUGGCGAUUCUCGGGUUUCACCAAAAAGAACGACGAACCAAAUCUUCUAUCUUCUGCAUCCUAGUAACAGGACUUGCCGUGACGGAUCUGGUGGGGACAUGCUUGCUCAGCCCACCAGUGUUUGUGUGUUACGCUCAUUCUACAUCGCUGGUGGGCUUAAUCGGAGACAUGCAUCUGUGUAAGGCCUUUGCCUUCGCUAUGACCUUUUUUGGCCUGGCUUCCAUGCUGAUCCUGUGUGCCAUGGCAGUGGAGCGCUGCCUGGCCAUCAGUCACCCAUAUUUCUACUCCAAGCACAUACGGCGCCACUUCGCCAAGGUUGCACUUUUCCUUAUCUACCUUUUUGCAGGUGCCUUCUGCCUGCUGCCCAUCCUUGGCAUUGGCCGUUAUAAGCAGUACUGCCCUGGCACAUGGUGCUUUAUUAAAAUGGAGGCUAUGGGUGAGGGUGAGGAAGAAGAGAGACGGACACUCGCUUUCUCCCUCUCUUAUUCUCUGCUGAUGGCCUUUCUCAUUGCUAUUGUCUUUAUCUGUAAUGGCUCGGUCAUCGUCAGUCUGUGUCGCAUGCACCGCAGCCAGCUCACACGCCGAGGUUCUGUGGUCUCGACAGGGCGCAAGAAAAGGCUUAGCACCUGGUUUGGUCAGGGUGAGGAAGAGAUGGACCACCUGGUGCUUCUGGCCUCCAUGACUAUCAUCUUCGUCAUUUGCUCCUUGCCUCUCACUAUCUUUGGCUUCGUUAAUGCCAUCAGCCCGGUAGGCAACGACCAGCAGAACCUCCUAGCAUUCCGUUUCUCUGCCUUCAACCCUGUGGUAGAUCCCUGGGUCUUCAUCAUCUUCCGCAAGUCCACCUUCCAGCAUAUGCGCGAGCUCUCACAUUGCCGCUUCAGCAAAGCAGCAAUGAAGAACAAAGCCCAAGAUGGCCUUUCAUAUCCCUUAGGGAGCAUGAUGCCUGCAGAGUCCACUGCUCUCCAAAGCAAAAUUUUCGGGAGCAUUCCUCAGUGAAAGCAGUCAGCAAACCAGCGACCAAGGGACAUGGUGAUAGCUAGAGACAUAUUCAAUAACUGCUUUAUCUUGGUCAGGAUUGUGGUUGGCUAUACCUUAUUUCAGAAACAUAUACAUGCAUGCAUUCGCACCUACAGACAAUUUUGUGUCCCUAAUCCACAGAGAACCUGCUGGAAACCCGUUAUGAACUUGCUGAGAAGAUGCAAAAGUAGGGUUCGGUAAUGAACUAGGGAAGCUGGUCACAUUAAAGUGGCAAUGCUACCCACCGUGUCGCCCUAUCAAGAGAGGCUUCAAAAAAGGGGAAAUCUGUAAAAGACCACACAUAUUUAUAAACUCCUACUGUAUAUGUGAAAAGAAGAAUCGGUUCUGUACAGAAUGCUUGACUCUAUGUACAACAGCAUAUGAGUGUGUUCUUGUUUGCGUGUGUGUGUGUGUUUGUGUAUGUGUGUGUGUGUGUGAAAGGCCUUAACUCCUCAUUAUGUGAAGCGCAAUCCUUGUUUAAACAGAAAUCUAUGGCUGUCUGCAACAACCAACUAUUCUGUUUAAAAUACAUUAGUGUAUCAUUAAUAAAUAUAGAUUUAUCAUAAAAAAAAUGAGUGGCACCCAGCAGUCAUUUUAUUAGGGACAGCUGUAUUCCUGCAUAUCCCAUCCAAUUAUACAAUCAGUCAAUGUUGUGUGAUGGCAGCACAGUGAAUAAAAUCAUGUACAUACAGUAGAUACAGAUCAAGAACUUUAAGUCAAUUCUUCGGUUUUGGACCCUUAUUUCAUACUAAGCAGAAGCAUUUUUACUACAUCCAUAUUAACGCUAGGUUGGUUUACAGAUUAUUAGAUUAAGGCUUUUUUUCUCAAACUCAUAGAAUUUAUUAAUUUUGUUAAAAUAUCUUUAAAUAAGAUCUAUAUAUUUAAAUUUGAUUUGUCCACCUUCAAAGUGAAGGUAUGUGCCAUUAUGUUCAUGUUGUCUCAGUUCAUUUCAAGGCUCCCAUCACACCACAUCUACUGUGUUAACCACCUGGACCAAGCAGCACAUUAUCAGGUGACAUUCACUAGGAUCCGAAUUAAACUCGGAAAUAAGCUAAAAACUGAACUAGGUGUUAAAAAUAUUGCUUUUUUUUUUUUUGGUCAUUCAGUGUAUUUCGGUUCGGCAUUGUUUGUGCAACAACAAAUUACACUGCAUAAGACUAUAAGAAUUCAGUGUUUAAUAUUGAAACCAUCGGGCAUUUUAUAUAUUGAGCGUCAUUGAUUUGACUCUUUAGUUCAGACACAUGACCGUCUAAUCUUUAAAAAAAAACUUUUUAAACAUUAUUGUGUAGAAUUUAAUUAAAUGUGAUGAAAAAUUUAUAAUAAUUCCGAAGUCACAAUUAUCCAGCCUUAUUUAUUUAACCUAAAUGUUAAAAGUUUCUCAUUGGUCGUGUUGUUCCUGUUUACUCACUUUUCUCAGACAGACAAAAAUUUGCACUUUCCAUUAGCCGGUCAUUUGGUCCCUGUGGAUCAUUGUUUGUAAUGUGGCAAAGAAAAGAUUUGAAUCCAACAUGUGGUAUCAAUCAUUCAUGUUGUUAAAAACCUUAAAAUCAUUUUUAUGGUGUCUGAAACACCUCGGUUUUGUCUGGCCUUCCCACAUUCCGUCUAAACCAAAGUGCUGUACAGCUACUUUCAGAACCAUUCUGGACCCGAUGCAAAUGCUUAAUGGCAAUCAUAAAUACAAAGCCUGUAGGCAGGAGAUCAUUUCACCUUCCAUAUUUGGCUGCUGGAACAUUUUUGCUAUCACAAUGUCCUGAUGUUUUUAUAUACACAGCGUUUGAGGACAUGGUAGGCAUAAAUAGUGGCAGUGGAAAGUGCACAGUCUGUCUCCCCAAACUUUCAAAACAGACAGAGGCUGGCAGUGGAGGUUCCGUAGAAAACAGAUUUGUCAUUUAACUUUUAUUUGAUUUAACAAGACUUGCUAUCACACAUCAUACAGUAUGUAUAGCAUCCCAGCAAUUAUCUAUGAAAUAUACGAGACAUAUUCUAAUUUGAUAAGUAGCCAUUUCUGUGUUUGUUAAGGAACUCCUCAUUGAUGUGUAUACAGUAUAUAUCAGUAAAGGCUUUGUAUGUACAUUACAUGCUACAUCUGGUUUGUGUGAGUUUUGUGUGUAGCAUAUAAAGCUGUUCCCAUUCUGACUCUUUUUUCAUUCAGUAUUGCAAAAGAGAGGUUUUACUUGCCCAAUCAUGGAGAGUUGUAAUGAUAAU